AUGUAUUUGUGUGUGAUCAAUGACACGUGCAAAUGCAAAUUUAAAAAAAAAAUUGUUUUAUUAAUUUUUAAUAUUUGUCCAAGAGCUAAAGAAAGGUUAUCUCGGUAUGUAAACAGCUGGGGAAAGGCUGUAUUAGAUGUGCCUGGAGAUGGUCACUGCAUUAUUUACUCAUUAUUUGUGGUCUUGACAGAACAACAUAUUGAUGUCCAAAUUGAUAGUAAAUCCCAGUUACUGAACAUUAUAGAAGUCGAAAUAAUGAACAACCUAGAUUUUUAUGGGCCAUUCCUGGGUAACAUUGACAUGGUGAAGCAGUGGCGUUUAUACAAGGAGAAAGGUUUAUAUGACCAGGAUAUUGUUGAUCUGUGUCUCCAUGCUGUAGCCAAUUGUACAGGAAUCACAGUUGAUGUUAUACAAGCAACAGAUCAUGGUAUUAGGAAUGUUGUUGUCGAACCAAACAAGCCUGGCAUCUCGUCACAUCGUACAAUCCAUCUCACCAAUUCACAUGAUCAUUACAAUCCUGUGGUCAGUGCUCAAACAAAGAAUUAUGAAUGUAAUCCAACAUUAAGACAACAACUUGUUAUCAAACAUCCAAAGAAUGAAAAGAAGCAUGAUGAAAAAGAAGAUCGUUAUGAUUAUAUAAAUCCCAAUUUAUACAUCGACUCCUCUUCGCCUUUAUCCUUAAACAACAGAUAUGCUGCUCUGGGUGACAGUUCUGAUGACUGCUUCAUUGUUGAACCUCAUAAUAAGAAGUGUCCGCAUCUUUCUGGUAAUUUUGCUGCAAAAUCCUCGACAUUUGAUGAACAGUUUGAUUUAAAGGACGAACAGAUUAAUGCAAUUGAUCAAAAGAGAAUGCAAUUGAUCAAAAGAGUGAUGCAAGUGAUAAACAGAGUGAUGCGAGUGAUAAACGGAGUACUUCAAGUGAUGACGAGAGUCAUUCAAGUGAUGAAGAGAGUCAUUCAAGUGAUGAAGAGAGUCAUUCAAGUGAUGAACUCAGCGAUAGAGUCAUUCAAGUGA
Molecule: messenger RNA, 1014 nt
Organism: Paramuricea clavata
Lineage: Eukaryota; Metazoa; Cnidaria; Anthozoa; Malacalcyonacea; Plexauridae
Source: the annotation of a GenBank genome assembly